CAAAUACACCCCAGCACAGGACCUUAUCUGAGUCCCCACACUCUCCUCCCUGCUGACUGGCAGGCCCUGGGAUGGCUGAUACCUCCAAUCUCCCUGGAGACAGCUGGUCACAUUGCAGGGAGGCAGGAGUGGCAUCAUCACUCUGGGACCCAGUCUCCCUCUUGUCCCCAAAAGAAGACUGAUCUCUUCCCAUAGCUGACAGCUGAGAUGCCAACACACUCCUCCACUGUGACGGUCUCUGGAUGGACAGAAAGCAACAGCAAGCCCCAGGCCAGGAUCAUUGGUCCAGACAGUAACUGAGGCCAUCUCUGGAAUGCUGUGAGCCCCUCUGCCUCUUCUCCUCCCCUCCUCUGCCUUUUCUCCAUUUCUGCUAUUGGCAGGUGUGUGUCUGUUCCCAAGAGAGCAGGAAGACGGAACCCUGGCACCAGAGAUGCAAGUGGGUGCCUUGUCUGAGUGUGUGUGACUAUGUUUGUGUCCGUUGUGUGCACAUGUGAGUGUGUGAGUGUGUGUUCUGUGCCCUUGCUGCUCUCCCAAUCCUUCCACCUUAAUCAAGCAGAGAGAGUGACCUUGAGGAGUCCACAGGGCCAGCAGAACCAGCAUGGCCUCAGCUGCCUCUGUGACCAACCUGGUAGAUGAGGUCAACUGCCCCAUCUGCCAAGGCACUCUGAGGGAACCUGUCACCAUCGACUGUGGCCACAACUUCUGCAGGGGCUGCCUCACUCGCUAUUGUGAGAUACCAGGUUCAGAAUCCGAGGAGUCCCUCACCUGUCCGCUCUGCAAAGAGCCUUUCCGUCCGGGGAGUUUCCGGCCUAACUGGCAGCUGGCCAAUGUGGUGGAAAACAUUGAGCGCCUCAAGCUGGUAGCCAUGCUGGGCCCAGAGGAGGAGGACGUCUGCCGGGAGCACGGGGAGAAGAUCUAUUUCUUCUGCGAGGAUGAUGAGGCGCAGUUGUGUGUGGUGUGUCGCGAAGCCGGGGAGCACAGGGUUCACACUGUGCGCUUCUUGGAGGAUGCUGCAGGUCCCUACCGGCAUUUUAUGCUCCUUCUCCCUCAGGAACAAAUACAGAAGUGUCUUAGAAAUCUAAGAAAGGAGAGAGAGGAGAUUCAAGAAAUCCAAUCAAGAGAAAAUAAAAGGAUACAAGUCCUCCUGACUCAGGUGGCCACCAAGAGACAACAGGUGAUUUCCGAGUUUGCACAUCUGAGCCAGUUCCUGGAGGAACAGCAGAGUAUACUCUUAGAGCAACUGGAGAGGCUAGAUAGUGACAUCUUGAAGCAACAGGAAGAGUUUGAUUCCCUGGUUGCUGGGGAGAUCUGCCGGUUUAGUGCCCUGAUUGAAGAGCUGGAGGAGAAGAGCGAGAGGCCAGCAAAGGAGCUCCUGACGGAUAUCAGAAGCACUCUAAUAAGAUGUGAAACCAGAAAGUGCCGGAAACCAGAGGCUGUGUCCCCUGAGCUGGGCCAGAGGAUUCGGAACUUCCCCCAACAAGCCCUCCCACUGCAGAAGGAGAUGAAGAUGUUCCUGGAAAAACUCUGCUUUGAGUUGGACUAUGAGCCAGCUCACAUCUCUCUAGACCCCCAGACUUCCCACCCCAAGCUCCUCUUGUCUGAGGACCACCAACGGGCUCAGUUCUCCUACAAAUGGCAGAAUUCACCAGAAAGCCCCCAGCGUUUUGACCGGGCCACCUGUGUCCUAGCCCACAGUGGCUUCACAGGCGGGAGACACACAUGGGUGGUGAGCGUGGACUUGGCCCACGGGGGCAGCUGCACUGUGGGUGUGGUGAGUGAGGAUGUUCGGCGUAAGGGGGAGCUGCGGCUGCGCCCAGAGGAGGGCGUGUGGGCUCUGAGGCUGGCCUGGGGCUUUGUCUCUGCUCUGGCCUCCUUCCCCGCAAGACUGGCCCUGGAGGAGCAGCUCCGGCAGGUGCGGGUAUCUCUUGACUACGAGGUGGGCUGGGUGACCUUUGCCAAUGCUGUCACUCAUGAGCACAUCUACACCUUCACUGCCUCCUUCACUGGGAAGGUCUUUCCCUUCUUUGGGCUCUGGGGCCGAGGGUCCAGUUUCUCUCUGAGCUAUUGAGAGGGUGAAAUUACCCUCCUCCAAAUACAAGACUCAAAUCAAGUAUCAUGUGAA
Messenger RNA from Marmota flaviventris (yellow-bellied marmot), 2122 nucleotides. RefSeq names its product tripartite motif containing 10 (gene Trim10). Lineage: Eukaryota; Metazoa; Chordata; Mammalia; Rodentia; Sciuridae. Gene Ontology annotation, molecular function: protein binding; zinc ion binding. The record is from RefSeq and is a predicted model, not a curated record.